Messenger RNA from Darwinula stevensoni, 3942 nucleotides. The record is from the annotation of a GenBank genome assembly. Lineage: Eukaryota; Metazoa; Arthropoda; Ostracoda; Podocopida; Darwinulidae.
AUGAAUGAUCUUUCCCAUCCAGCAGGACUUCGGGUCCUUAAGUUUGAUGGAGACGAGAAAGAGAACCACUUUCUAUAUACACCUGCUAUUAAUGGAUUCUCUACUCAGACCUCACAUCAACCACCAUCUCCAGAAAUAUACAAUGCCCAAGAGAUGACUGAAGCAGGAUGCGAGAACUGUGAGAAGUGGUCAUCAUUGGGAAAGCUUGCAAUGUAUGAAAGGAAAGGAAACCUGGACAUUCGUGAUCAUCUGAAAAUAUACAUGGGAGCAGGAGAAACGAGGCCCCUUAAGGAAGCCGCAGGUGACUAUGUGGGACAGAUUUACCCUGAAGCCUAUAAGAAGGCAUACUCCCUCCCUGAGGGAUACAUUUUGAAAGAAAAGGAACACAGGAAAUUAAUGAGAAAGGCUCAGGAGAAUCCUCAGGAAGAUGCGGAUAUUCCCCAUGAUAUGCUUUCUGUUGCAAUUGUGUUCGAUCAUCUUAAGGAUUUAUUGAAGGAUGCCCCAUCACUCACAAUGGCUGAUUACGCCUUCACUGACACAUUGCUAAAAGGCAUCACAAGAAAGCAAAGAGAAAUGUUCGCUAAAGAGUUUGGAGUAAACGAAGAUGCCAUCAAACCAGGAGAUCAUGAUAUUUUUGGUGUUGGCAUUUCUGGCCAGAAUAUUUAUGGACUUUUCUUUCAAGUUAAGGCAACCACAAUGAAGGCAAAUCCUAAAACGGUUAUCAAAUCGCUCGCAAAAGCCAACAAACAACUGGAUCACGACAUCAACAUAUUCCGUACAAUGUGUGGCAAUUUCAUGAGCUCGACGGUUCGGUUGGCAGGCUUUGCUGCUUUUCCGAUGCUCUCACGCUCAGAUUUAAAGCAACUUAGUGUGACAUGUCCCGUGCUGAAAUGCACGGAUUGCAGGGAACGAAUAUUAACAUUAGACGAUCUUGGAAGUCCCAUGAGGUUCAAAGAAUUUUUGGCAAGACAUGGGAUUGUCCUAGAAAGUCCUUCGAUCUUGGAUCCCAAUUCUCCUAUUAUGAAAACGUUCAAGGACAUAUUCGACUUGUAUGUUUCUGCUGCAUCAGCUGUGGACCUCCCACGUAACUCUUGUCAGUUAUUCACCACGUGUGAAAAGCAAAUGGAGCCAGUACUGGUUCUUCUAACUCCUCAGCAGAAAGAAUUAGUGAUGAGUGAUGAUAAGGUGAUGUUCAUUUGUGGAGGAAGUGGAACAGGUAAAACAUUUGUCCUCAAGAGAAGAGCCAUGGAAUUGGGGAAGAAAAAUGAUGUCAUGGUCAUAAACGUCUCCGGGGGACUGCUGACCGAAGAAUUCCGAAACGACUUCAACGAUAACCCGAGAAUCGAGGUUGUCGAUGGGAGAGAGGAGGACAUAGAAGAGAACUUGGAAAAGUUGAAAGAACUGCUAAUGAAGAAGGGAAAAGGAAAACAUGUUCUGGUUGAUGAAGUCCCUCUCACUUUAGGAUUCCAGGGAGUACAGGAAAACCUCACCCCAGAUGCAAUUUCUGACCAUUGGGGAUUUAUUGUGAAAAUGAAGGAUUACGUUAAAACCAUCACUCUCGUCUUCCGACCUAAUGACCAGUCUUACUCCAGGGACGUUCCUUUGCAGGAUAUCAAGCCUGGAGGUCUUUCUAUUAAAGUCCUUGAUAGAGUAAAGAGGAAUAGCAGAAAAAUUGCAGACUUGUUUCUGGCUAUCGCGGAUUAUUCACGCCGGAUCUUCAUAUCCCGGGAAAGGACACUUCCAAUGGAUGUAGAAGAGUCGGAGAUUAAAUUCCUCCCAGUCCUCUUCCCAGUUCCAUCUUGUUUCUCUCUUCACCCAAGCAAGUGCAAGGAUGAACUGAUCUGUCGGGCUGUCAGAGCUUCUCAUGCCAUUAAGUACAUCCAUAAUGAAUUCUCGACAUCAUCGAGGAAAGCUCCACUCCUUGUCGUGGUUGAUAGUGACAGAAUGAAGGCAGCCAUGGUCAAUAUACUCACUUUUAUCGACCACUCACCUGUUUCGUUCUUUGGUGAGAAAGGGAAAUUCUUAGGAAAGCUCCCGCCGGAGGGUUCCUUCUCCCUUGUGGUAACUGAUGAAGAAAUGCUAGGGUGCCAUGUGAAUAACGUCAAAGUAAUAUUAGAUUUCCCCAAUUCCUUAUGGAAGAAUUUCUGCCGAUUGAUAACAACCACUGAUGACAAGAAACUUCUCAUUAUAGAGGAAGAAGACUGGAAGACAGGCAAGUUCUCUCGUCUUGUAAAAGAAAUUCCUGGAUGGGAUAUAAAAGAGAUCAACUUUAAUGAACAAGGUCUCAUUCAAAAGCUGGAAACUGCAUGGGAAGAGUAUAAAAGUGAUGUGAUUCAUCAUCUUAAUGAAAAGUCGUUCCCUUCUGGAAGCUGCCCUAAAAUGGAUGUUAAAUGGGACGCAGGCGAUGAAAUGGAAGAGGUGAAGAAUUUGCUUGGAUCUUGGAUAAUAGGAGUAUUUGGGUAUCCAGGUUCAGGAAAGUCUCGGAGAGUUGACAUGUUCAUUCAAAGAGGAUUACAGCUUCAGGUUCGAAUCCUCAUUCUCCAUUGUGGAAGCCUGUUGUCUCAAGAACUAUAUAAGCAACGCUGGAGAACUGAAAAAAAUGUCGACAUUAAACCUGUCCCUUCCAACAAUAUUGAGUCUUUGCAGGAUAUAUUGAACAACAACGAAUUGGUAGUAGCUGCAAAAAGGAAGGGCAAGGUGGUUGGUUCAAUGCUUGUCGUCAUCGAAGACUGCCCGAUAUUGAAGGAUAUGGAAGAGCAGAUCAACAAGGUUGUGGACCAGUUUAAAAAACUCAAAAUUAAGCUGGUCCUCGUUUUCAAGUCACAUUCACGCGAAGAUUCGGGAAUCCCAAUCGAGGUGAUAAUGAGACUCUUGAAAUCCAAUGCGAAUACAAUUGCUGUUGUCCUCCCAUCCCCUCCAACAGACAUGAAACUCUUAAGGCACAUCUAUCGAAACGAGGCUGGCACUCCCUUAGAGUUGCAAGCGAAGAGUCUCCCUACAUCUUCACUGCCCGCCGCCAUCAUUUUCGGUGAGCCAGUGCUACUCAUAAAUGACAUAAAUUACAAGUGCCCAGGGCGACACGUGGGAUACACAUGCAAAGGAAAUCCUAUGUGUGGCCCCCUUGCUAAGGAAAUGCACACUACUCCCUCUCCUCAAUCCAUAUUUGUCUAUUCCAUCGCCAUGGAAGAGGUGAAGAAAGGCAGUGAUGAGAUCCAUGUCCUUGCAGCUGAUGAAAAUCUGCUAGCAUGUUUAAGAAAUAUCCCACGAUCAAGCACUGAACGUAAAAUUCGAUUCAUCCAUCCAAAGGAUUUUCGAGGCUGCGAAGCUUCCAUCGUCAUCUCUGUGAACAUCCCUGAGGACUGGAUGUUGGAAGUAAUCUCCCGCUCUCGGACUCGCCUUGUCAUAAUCGAUUUCCUACAAGAGCAUCGAGAGCUCUGGCGAACGAUGUUGGAAGAAGGUCGCGUCCAAGUCAAGGGUCAUGUUCUCAUCCUGGAGGACAUCUAUAGCAAGGAAACCCUCAUUAAGCUUGAUGAAACUAAGAAGUUUCUUAAGACGCCGACGUGGGAUGAGGGAGGAAGUCUAACAGGAGAGGAAGCAGUGAGGAGAGGAGGCAUUCUAGACGAAGACACGGGAGCCAUCCUUUCCUUCUCUCCUGAAACAUGGGAAGCCCUUAGCAAAGAUUUCCCUCGGCUGAAAUUCUCUUUACCGUUCUAUGAAUGGGGAUAUGUCUCUCAUUCAAGAUGGGAGGGUAUGGUGCCAACAUUUGAUGAACGCGAGAGCGAAAGAAUCCUCUGGAUCCUCAGAAAGAGCGGAGUGGAAUGGAUGGAUUACUCAUAUCCUCCAUGCCCCCUGGAAACCACAAGUAAUGAGGGAGGAGUGUUGCAGUCCCUCUCUGUCUUCCUUUCCGGAUCCCUCCUCCAUCUCUCUCUCCUCCAGGUGUAG